ACGAGGAAACGGGUGGGCAGGGAAGAAGGGAUGCAGUACGGCGGAGCCGGCCGCCGCCGGGACUCCCCGCCAUCACCUCCGCCGCUGCCGCCGCCGCCGCCGCCUCCGGCUCCUCCCGCUCCUCAGGCCGUCUCUGCCGCCUCCGCCUCAGCAUGAGAGGAGCCGCCGCCGGGACGCCCUGCCACCCCCCGCUGCCGAGCCCGGUAAAGUACUGAAGUAUAGAUUACUGACCUGAUAAUAAAAGCCUGUAAUAAAAUGGCAAUGUCUAGGGUACCCACCCCACCUCCACCUGGAGAGAUGACCUGUGGCCCUAUAGCUGAAAGUUGGUGUUAUACACAGGUUAAAGUAGUAAAAUUUUCCUACAUGUGGACCAUUAAUAACUUCAGCUUUUGUAGAGAAGAAAUGGGUGAAGUUUUAAAAAGUUCUACAUUUUCAUCAGGCCCAAAUGAUAAAAUGAAAUGGUGCCUGAGAGUAAAUCCAAAGGGAUUAGAUGAUGAAAGUAAAGACUACUUGUCCUUAUAUUUGCUUUUAGUCAGCUGCCCCAAAAGUGAAGUUCGAGCAAAAUUCAAAUUUUCCCUUCUAAAUGCUAAAAGGGAAGAAACAAAAGCAAUGGAAAGCCAAAGAGCAUAUCGAUUUGUACAAGGGAAGGACUGGGGAUUUAAAAAAUUCAUUAGGAGAGAUUUUUUGCUUGAUGAAGCUAAUGGUCUUUUACCAGAUGACAAACUUACGUUGUUUUGUGAGGUAAGCGUGGUCCAAGAUUCAGUAAAUAUAUCAGGACAGACUAAUACAAAUACUUUGAAAGUACCUGAAUGUCGACUUGCAGAAGAUUUAGGGAAUCUCUGGGAAACCACGAGAUUUACUGAUUGCAGUUUUUUUGUAAGAGGACAAGAAUUCAAAGCUCAUAAAUCUGUUCUUGCAGCUCGCUCCCUCGUUUUUAAUGCAAUGUUUGAACAUGAAAUGGAAGAGAGCAAAAAGAAUCGAGUAGAAAUAAAUGAUGUAGACCCAGAGGUUUUUAAAGAAAUGAUGAGAUUCAUUUAUACAGGGAAAGCACCAAACCUAGACAAAAUGGCUGACAACUUGUUAGCAGCUGCAGACAAAUAUGCACUGGAUCGACUGAAGGUGAUGUGUGAAGAAGCUUUGUGUAGUAACCUCUCUGUAGAAAAUGUUGCUGACAUCCUUAUCCUUGCAGAUUUGCACAGUGCAGAACAGUUGAAAGCACAAGCAAUAGAGUUCAUUAACAGGUGCAGUGUGCUUCGACAAUUUGGGUGUAAAGAUGGGAAAAACUGGAACAGCAACCAAACAACAGACAUAAUGGAAACAGCAGGCUGGAAGUCUAUGAUUCAGUCCCACCCUCAUUUAGUGGCAGAGGCCUUCCGAGCACUAGCAUCUGCACAGUGUCCACAGUUUGGUAUUCCACGCAAACGACUAAAACAGUCUUGAAAUCUUCCGUGAACUUUAGAAAAACUCAAUUGACUCUUACUCCUCCAGGUCCAGAUGGAUUCUAAUAUACAAACCAUAAACAAGAAUUGUUUUUGUUAUCCUUGUCCACAGAACAGAAGCUGAAAAAGCAUUGUUUGCUUUUCAGAUGGAUAAUUUAUGGUUUAAUCUUCAGCUUUAAAUUAGACUGAUUACUCUCUAAUUCACUGCAAGGCCUUAAAUUAUCUUCAAUGACUUCUCUAGUUCAUAUAGGCUAAUUUUUUUUUAAAUUGUGCCUUGUCUUUUUGACUAGGCUAUGCAGGAUUGCACUAGCUCCAUAAUGCAGUAAAAUUGAUAACUGAAGAUAUUAAGUUUCAAAGGAUCUUCCAUUAUUUUGAAAAACAAAAUGAAUUUUAUAGUUUUGGUCCUGUGCUAUCUCGAAGGUUAAAAUUAGGCUCUCCUCAAAAACACUUGAAUUGGAGAUGACCACGGAUAUACUCCAGUCCAGGUCUUGUGAAUACAGGAGAGCUUGCUUACCUUCAAGGUAAGUUAUGGCAAUACACUACUUUGAUUCUAAUUUAUUUUUCAUUGUAGGGGCAAAUAUGCAAUGGUUUGGCCUGAAAGAAUUGUAUUUUCAGUACAGUUUGUAAUACAUGUCUAUAUGUCAACUGUCCAACAAACUUUGAGAAACACUUAAUAAACUUAAGCCUGUGUUUCUUCAUGCCCUAGUUAAUGAUGUUUGAGAAUUAAGGUUAAGAUGUCAAAAAGAAUAAUAUUUGUUCUUAGGAAUGUUUUAUUUAUUCUGACCCCACAUUAAUAUGAAGAUUCCUGGAUGUGCAGAAAGUAUACAUAUAAUGACCAAAUGUAAAUUAAAUUAAUGGGCCAAAUUAAGAAUGAUAAAUAUGCACUUUUAAUGUGUAACUUUUUUGUAUACUGAGUGGUACAUAUAUAUUUUGCUUUUGAUCGAAUUAAUGAGGUACAAUUAAUGUGUCUUAACUUUUGGAAAAAAAUGAUAUUUGGAGCCAACUGGGGCACUCAUUUUGUUACCAUGGACAAGGAAAAUAACAAGACACAAUUGAUUAUGAAUUUCACACACCUUAAGUAACUGAUGUACUCUCCCUUUAAAAAAGGCACAUAAUAAAAAAGAUCCUGAGCAGUU
Messenger RNA from Antechinus flavipes (yellow-footed antechinus), 2575 nucleotides. It is a transcript of the gene SPOPL, whose product is annotated as speckle type BTB/POZ protein like. The transcript is spliced from 11 exons. Gene Ontology annotation, biological process: regulation of proteolysis; proteasome-mediated ubiquitin-dependent protein catabolic process. The record is from RefSeq and is a predicted model, not a curated record. NCBI's taxonomy places the organism in Eukaryota, Metazoa, Chordata, Mammalia, Dasyuromorphia, Dasyuridae. Gene Ontology annotation, cellular component: cytoplasm; nucleus. Gene Ontology annotation, molecular function: ubiquitin protein ligase binding. Bases 256 to 1440 code for a protein of 394 amino acids.